Molecule: messenger RNA, 2328 nt
Organism: Bicyclus anynana (squinting bush brown)
Lineage: Eukaryota; Metazoa; Arthropoda; Insecta; Lepidoptera; Nymphalidae
Product: acyl-CoA Delta(11) desaturase-like
Exons: 5
Coding region: 207-1193 (328 amino acids)
Biological process (GO): unsaturated fatty acid biosynthetic process
Cellular component (GO): endoplasmic reticulum membrane
Molecular function (GO): iron ion binding; stearoyl-CoA 9-desaturase activity
Source: RefSeq, a predicted model, not a curated record
ACAGAUCAGUCGCACUUAUCUCGAGAGCACGCAAAGUCGAUGCGUGCUCUCGAGGCACGUCAGCCGUGGGCUGCAGGGUUAGGAUAAGUUAUAUAAGGCACGGAGGCUGCCUUAGCGGCCAGUACAAACAACCUUCGGUGGGCACAUAACGUACCAAGUGCGCGAGAGUUUAUAUUUGGAUACAAGUGUUCGCACCACACGACAAAAUGGCGCCCUCCGCAACAGAAACGACCACCAUAACGGAGACCGAAGAAACACUUCCCAAGCUCGUCGCCCCCCAAGCCGCGCCCAGGAAAUAUGACAUAGUCUACGUCAAUCUGCUUACAUUCGGCUACGCGCAUCUCGCUACACUGUAUGGAGUGUAUCUAGCCUGUACCACCGCCACGUGGAAGACUUUGAUGUUUCAUCACACAUUAUUCAUAUUGGCGGCGGUGGGAGUGACAGCGGGCGCGCACCGCCUGUGGACGCACCGCGCGUACAAGGCCAAGAUGCCGCUUCAGAUCAUACUGAUGUUGAUGAACUCGCUCGCCUUCCAGAACUCCGCCAUACACUGGAUACGCGAGCACCGCAUGCACCACAGGUACAGCGAUACAGACGCCGAUCCACACAACGCGACGCGCGGCUUCUUCUACUCGCACAUGGGCUGGCUGCUGGUGCGGAAACACCCCGAGGUGAUGCGUCGGGGCAAGUUCAUCGACAUGUCCGACAUCUACGCCAACCCGGUGCUUACGUUCCAGAAGAAAUACGCGAUCCCGGUAUUUGGCACCAUCUGCUUCGCGCUCCCCACUCUAAUCCCCAUGUACUUCUUCGGUGAGACCCUCAACACUGCGUGGAACCUCACCAUCAUGCGCUACGUGUUCAACCUCCACAUAACAUUCCUGGUCAACAGCGCUGCUCAUCUUUGGGGCAACAAGCCAUAUGACAAGAACAUGUUAGCCGCUCAGAACCUCCCCGUCUCCUUCAUAGCGUUCGGCGAAGGUUUCCACAACUACCACCAUGCGUUCCCAUGGGAUUACAAAACGGCGGAGCUCGGCAACAACUGGCUGAACUUCAGCACCAAGUUCAUUGACUUCUUCGCUUGGAUCGGCUGGGCGUACGACCUGAAGGAGGUGCCUCUAGAGGUAGCGCGAGCAAGGGCCGAGAGGACGGGCGACGGGAGCAACUUGUGGGGCUUUCGAGACAAGACUGAGUGAAGCAUGUGAUGAUCGGCUAGUUGACAGUUGUAGCAAUUCUUUCCCAUUAUGACUUCGCAUGGUGCAUAUUGCCAGUCUUCAAGUAAUAAGUUUUAUAACACAUAAGCUCGUAAAGUGUCUCUUAUUUCACCAAUUACAGUAUCGUAAUGUGCCUCAUUACGCACUUGUAAUGUAAUGUAAAACGCACCGUUUAUCAUCCGUUUAAAAACGAACGGUCCUAUUUUUUUAAUCUUAGCAAAAAGUUUUUAUGUCACCAAGGCGGAACGAGGCAUCUGAGCCGAGAAACGGAGAAAUAUUAACCAACAGGAAUGCAGAACAUCUCCGCUCCUCCUAAGUGGACAGGGACUUGCGAGCUUGUUUAGAGAUUCAUAUAAAAAGAAGAUAGUCUGCAACUCCUCUUCGCAUUACUUUCUUAAUUCGCUCCGCAAGGCCCUCCUAUCAUAAUGGCGUCCAAUAAUGGACAUUUUUUAUUAUUAUUAUUAUUUUAAACAUGUUUGUAAGUUAUAUGAAAUUAUAAAAUUGGUAUAUUUCUGAAAACUGUCAAGUAGCCAAUUAAGUAUUUGAGGAUUUAUUAGGCUGUUAUUAUUUGUGGGUCACCUUGGAACCUACGAAUUUAAAUAGGUACCCUUUGAUUUGAAAUAGGUAAAUUUGAGUAUUCUGGGUGAAUGUGCAAUAAUAUAGUGGGAACGUAAGAUCUCCACAGUAAACCUAUAGGCCUAACAUGCAAGACAGGAGAUAUUAUCUCUAUUAGAGAAAAAAAGUGCGUGUCACUGUGGGAACGACUUGCGAUUUAAGGCGUUCAUCGUGCGGUCGGCAUCAGUAUACUCGUGGCGUUCGAGCCGUCCCCAUCUCUUGUUGUAUAAUUCUUUACGAGUUACUUGGGAUAGGCGGGGAGAGUGACUUGAGUGGAAAAGAGGAGUGUUGGUUAACUUAAAGACGUAUUUAACCCUACACACAACGUUCACAAGUGCGUGACUCCGCUCAAGGUCAUUCUCAGCCAUUCUAGGGUCUUAUUUUUAAUUAAGUUGCCCUGACAAAUAUUGUGAAUCCUACCCUUUGUUCGACAUUGGCUUUUUUAUUGUUUGUAAACCACUUUAGAGAAUGGUAAAAAUAUAAUAAUAUCUCUAACAGUUUA